Messenger RNA from Xenopus tropicalis (tropical clawed frog), 4067 nucleotides. RefSeq names its product melanoregulin (gene mreg). Gene Ontology annotation, cellular component: melanosome; lysosomal membrane; cytoplasmic vesicle membrane. The transcript is spliced from 21 exons. The coding region runs from base 2064 to 2804 and encodes 246 amino acids. NCBI's taxonomy places the organism in Eukaryota, Metazoa, Chordata, Amphibia, Anura, Pipidae. The record is from RefSeq and is a predicted model, not a curated record. Gene Ontology annotation, biological process: melanosome transport.
AUAAUACAAUAUGUACAUUUUAACAGUAGAACGCAUCAUAUUCAUCUGUGGUAGUCAGUUAUUCAUUAUUUUAUUAAAAGGGAGCAUAUUAUAGGAUAAUCUUUACAGAGUUAACCAUUGUUUCCAUGUUUCCAGACAAUCAAAAAUGAACACAGAAGCAAUCUAGUAAAUGAGAAUAUUGAUGACUUAAUAGAAAGUCAGCAGUCCUUCAGAGACCACGAACCCCAGAACAUCUUACUUGACCAUGAAGGCCAUGUUAAAAUAAAGUUUACGGAGCAAUACUAUUGCUCCGUAUACUUUAUUUUUUCUGAUGGAUUCGUGCUGUCUGGGUGUCAGCAAAUACGUUGAGCAAGACAGAGCUGACCGCUACUCAAAAAGAAUCCGAAGCAACUACUUGGUGUGCGAAAAGAUAUCAGGUGGCAGCCAUUUUAUGAAUCCAUCGAUUGGGUGUAACUGGAGGAGGAAAGAUUACAACCCCCAUUCUACCAAGAACAUAAUUCCACAUCCAGACAAUCAAAAAUGAACACAGAAGCAAUCUAGUAAAUGAUAAUAUUGAUGACUUAAUAGAAAGUCAGCAGUCCUUCAGAGACCACGAACCCCAGAACAUCUUACUUGACCAUGAAGGCCAUGUUAAAAUAAAGUUUACGGAGCAAUACUAUUGCUCCGUAUACUUUAUUUUUUCUGAUGGAUUCGUGCUGUCUGGGUGUCAGCAAAUACGUUGAGCAAGACAGAGCUGACCGCUACUCAAAAAGAAUCCGAAGCAACUACUUGGUGUGCGAAAAGAUAUCAGGUGGCAGCCAUUUUAUGAAUCCAUCGAUUGGGUGUAACUGGAGGAGGAAAGAUUACAACCCCCAUUCUACCAAGAACAUAAUUCCACAUCCAGACAAUCAAAAAUGAACACAGAAGCAAUCUAGUAAAUGAUAAUAUUGAUGACUUAAUAGAAAGUCAGCAGUCCUUCAGAGACCACGAACCCCAGAACAUCUUACAUGACCAUAAAGGCCAGAUUUCGGUCUGGCAAAACAGAACAUCUUUCUAGAUGAUACCACCACUGGCUGGGCCGGAACCCUGAAAUAUAUGGCCCCAGAGGCUUUUAAUAACAACAAUGAAAAGAAGCUCAUUAAGUCCAUCAUCUCGGAUGAGCCUGGGAUACCUGACUGGCUAGAUGAUGACACAUCUGGGAAAGCUACUCAAAAAGAAUCCGAAGCAACUCCUUGGUGUGCGAAAAGAUAUCAGGUGGCACCCAUUUUAUGAAUCCAUCGAUUGGGUGUAACUGGAGGAGGAAAGAUUACAACCCCCAUUCUACCAAGAACAUAAUUCCAUAUCCAGACAAUCAAAAAUGAACACAGAAGCAAUCUAGUAAAUGAGAAUAUUGAUGACUUAAUAGAAAGUCAGCAGUCCUUCAGAGACCACGAACCCCAGAACAUCUUACUUGACCAUGAAGGCCAUGUUAAAAUGUCAGAUUUCGGUCUGGCAAAACAGAACAUCUUUCUAGAUGAUACCACCACUACUGGCUGGGCCGGAACCCUGAAAUAUAUGGCCCCAGAGGUUCUAGAUCACAGGGAAUAUACUGCAGCAGUAGACUGGUGGUCAUUUGGCAUCACUGUCUGCAAAAUGGAAACUGGAGAGACCCCUUUUAAUAACAACAAUGAAAAGAAGCUCAUUAAGUCCAUCAUCUCGGAUGAGCCUGGGAUACCUGACUGGCUAGAUGAUGAUUUAACACAUCUGGCUACUCAAAAAGAAUCCGAAGCAACGCCUUGGCUGCGAAAAGAUAUCAAGUGGCAGCCAUUUUAUGAAUCCAUCGAUUGGGUGUAACUGGAGGAGGAAAGAUUACAACCUCCAUUCUACCAAGAACAGGCAAGUUGGGCUGAAGUGGCAUUGCCCCUGGAUACCAGUUGCCAGAGUGUGGCAGGCUAAUGAGAAGGCAGCAGCUGCACUGCAAUCAGUCAGACCGGCUGCCCUGCUGCAUCCUUCAGCCCCGUCCCCACCUGUGUUGGUUUUAGCUGCUGCAUGUGCAGCUCUGCAGGCAAACGCCAACAAUCCACUGAUUUCUCCACAUUGGAAUAAUGAAGCAGCAGACUCAGAAUGGAGAGAAUCCUGUGCUAAAGAAGGAGGCUUCGGAUGGCAAAGCAAAAGAUCCCUGUAUUCAUGAAGCUUUCCUUGAAGUGCCCAAGCAGAUCAUUAGCAAGACACUCUGUUCCCCUACUCCAGAAUCCAUGUGUUUAAAGGACUGGUUAUGUGCCUUCUGCUGCCUGAGGCUGGGAUGCCUAGAAUACCCCAAAAAUGAAAAGCAGCCAUUAGUCAGUGGUAAUAAUAAUCAGUAUAAAACCUAUGCUGUAAUUGAUGAUGAUGAGAGAAACCUGUGGAGUUCCCCCCAUGACUUGUCUCACACAGAGGCUGUGGAUGAUCGAAUGCUGCAGAGUUGGAUCCAGACAAGGAAUCAGCUGGAGAAGGAUUCUGAGGAAUGGCAAAAACUCAACUAUGAGAUUUACACACUAAGACAGGCAAGGCGAGAGGUGAGGGCACGAUGGAGGCGAAUUCUUGAAGAUUUGGGCUUCCAAAAGGAGGCAGAAACACUGCUGUCUGUAACCAAGCAAAGCACAAUCAGCAACCCAAAAAACAUGAAGAGAGCAAUGGAACUGCUUGUGAAACUGUCUGACAACACCACUAUCUUCCCAGCCGGAUGGGACCUUCCAGUGCGAUAUCUCUAUAUAAUGGAUCGACUGAUCUGUUUGGAUGCAGUGGAUGACUUUCUUAACAUUGCCCAGAAGAAAUACCCGAAAACAAAGAUGGAUAUAAGUCAAUAGAUGAAGCAAAAACACAAGACCUUAAUGAAGCCACAAUUUGCCCACUCUCUGCUGGCUGCAAACAUUUACCCUCUCCCCAUGUCAAACUAAAAUGUGAUUUAAUCAUACACACAAAUGAGAAACCUUAAGAUUAACCCCCCUCCCCCGAUUCCAGAGUAUUUUGAAUCUAACUUCACUCAGGUUGACCGGUCGGAAAAGGUGGUGUUUUUACUUUUCUUACAGCUGUUUGUAGGCUAAUGCCAGACAGGGCUGAUUCUCAUCUUAUCUGCAGGCCAAGAAUCGGGCCCGUAUGGUGUUUAAACCUAGGAAAGAGAGACCAAAUCCUAACUGAAGCUGCUGCUGUAUUAAUUCCUUAUAUUGCGAUAUGUCAGUGUAAAUAAAGCAACAUCUGUGUGCAUUAACUGAUAAUGACAUGAGAAAUUAAACUGGAAAGGGAAAUGUAAACCCUCAAAAAUAAUCAAAUUACUCUCUUGAAUUUUUUUUCCCCAAAUUUUCAUGAUAUUAGCAAUUUUGUCAUUUCUAAUAUAAUGAAAUUAAAACAACACCAUUUUGGUCUCUCUGACUGGUGUGACAUUGGGAGAAAAGUUCCUGGGAAAAGUUCUCUAAUGCUGUUCUGCUUAAAAAAAGAGUAGAGAAUAUCUUUUUCCUUUUUAUUACUCUUCAAUUCCAUUUGUAUAUGUUAUAGUUUACACGUCCUUAAGGACCCUUGUUCAGUGUUUUUAGAAAAUGCUUUAUAUUUAGUAUAGUAUUAGUAUAUUUAGUACAAAGAUUAAAAAAAAGUUAAAAAUAUUAUCGUGGAGUUUCUCUACUCUUUUCUAAGCGGAGCAACAUCAGUAGACUUUGCUCUCCUCCUACUAACAUUUUCUCCCUACUCUCAAGCCAUUCAGAAGACCUGACCAACAGGUGGCACUGUUGUUUUUAAUUUGUUUAUGUAAUGUGAAAAUUGCUAAUAUUCUGAAAUCUAGAAAAAAAAUUAUAAAUUGCAAAAGUGCUCAAGAAAGCACUCUUCCCAAAUUUACAUUAAUUUGUUUUGAAGGUUUACAUUUCCCUUAACUGCUGAAAUCACUAUUUAUCUUCUAAAUUUGAAAAUAGCUAGGUCUUCCUGUAAAGACAUAAGCCACCCAGUGCCCUCAAUAUAGGAAUGGGAACUAUAAAAGUUUUAUUGUGUGUUGAAUGGCCCCAGUAUAAGAAUGGGGGCUAUAAAAGAUUUAUUCUGUAUUGUACAUGAGUCUGUAAAUCUGUAUAAUAAAGUAUUUAACAUUU